UAGUUCAACACCAGCUGAUGUCCUGUUUUUCCGCUGCUGGGCGAUGGUCAGAGGCUCCUUACACGAACCAGACAAUGUCCUUUGAGCGCACGCCACUUUUUCUUGAGAGUCCGCCUGAAGAAACAACAGAGCAAUAUUUGGACGUCAGCAGUUAACUUGAUGUGGUUACCGCGACGACAAAGGCACACAGAGAGUGAGAGAGAGAGAGAAAGAGAGACACCUGCUUUGGGGCGAGCGACAGUGACGUUUGUGCGGUGCGUGUAAUCAGCGGUUUACUCUGGCCAUUUUAUGCAUCUCAUAAUGUUUUGCUAUUCUUGUGGGCACAUGGUUUACAGCAAACAAUUGAGGUCUUCGCAACAGAUGGACAGGUCUCGGUAACCUCUGGCUGCAGUAAUGGAUGACUGUUCACCAACCCACGCUUUCCCCAACCUCCAUCUACCCCAACCUUUUCACAUCGUCCUACCCGACCACCACAGCUCCGAGCCUGGAUACUCCUCCGCUCAGCCCCCCUUACCUUUACCGAGCCAGGACGACCAGACCAUCCCCUGUUUCCCAACUUUUGACGACGACCAGAGAGAAGUCUGUAAUGAAGCCGAGCGGAGCCUUCUCAGUGCGCACAGCCUGGACGAUGAUUUUAACAUGGGCGGCCAUUUUGAAGAAGAAGAGAGACAUUCGUGGUACGUCCCAAAAGAAACUUGGGAUGGAAAUACUGAAAGCUCCACAGAUGAUUAUUAUGCUAAAGCAAACUGCCACAGAGGCCACAGAGGAACAACAAGCUAUAGUAGUUGUUCCCAAUUGACUUAUAACAGGAAAGCUAAUUCUGGCUAUGUCGCUAAACAGACGAACGCUACAUAUUUCAGAGACAGUGAACAUAACUCGGGUCAUAUUGGGUUAGAUUACUCCAGGACCAAUUCAGUCACUAGUGAUUUGGAUAGAGAGGAUUUCGGAGGAGGCCUUCACGAAGAACGGUUACAAUCCUCAAUAGCGGAUACAGGUUCUUGGCUAAUUGGAGAAAAUUCAUGGAGAGGGGAGUCGUGUUCUUCCAGUUUUACCCCUCAAAAGACUCUUGGACUAAAUAGCAGGACGUACCCGCAAAAACUAGACUCAUUUUCUGACGCUUUCAUGUCCCAAGCGAAAAGAAGACUUCCGGUGAUCACGACUGCAGAUGCUCACAACUGGGACAGCUUAGUUAGACCGAGAUUAAGCUGCUCCUUGGACUCCGAUUCCUCGUCUCCCUCCCUCCCGUCCUUCCCUUCGCCGCCGUCGUCCAAUCUCCUCAGCCCGCCGCCCACGCCCUUGACCCCCGCGUCCCACUCGCCCUCCAAAGUGGACUCCCCUAGUGGUGGAGGGUUGGCGGUGCACGCAGGAGCACAGGGAGGUGAAGGGGCAGUUGGGGCGCUUCAGUUUUUUCCUGUUCGACCUCAGUCUCUACUUGGUCCAAACUCAGCUGGGGUGGUCUGGAGGUUCCCGCUGUUGUCUCAUUGCUUUACACAGUUAGCGGGAGAGACUAGCAGCUCCGAGGGCACCGCUAGAGCCUCCAUCGCCAGCAAUUUAAACUACAAUACAGGUCCACAUAACGUCCAGUCACUGGUGUCUUCCUCUCCUCUUGUACCCGUUCUUCACCCUCCCAGAAGCCUGUGUUCCUCCGUCCAUCCCUUCUUUCAUUCAGCCUCUCUCUCUUCUCUCACAUCUAACCAUCAAAAUGAGGACAGCACAAAACAGAAACCCUCCACUCUUCUCGGGACAUCACAUGAUCAAGAUCCAGGAUGCCCCGUCUACACCGGAACCACAUUUCCCAGCAUGCUUCAGUGUGAAAGCAGACAGCGACGGGCCCACUUUACUCCUCAACCUCUGCUCAACCCGUUACGAAGAGGAACAGGGCUUUACUCAUCCCUCCGUCAUAAAGACCAAGACUGUGGAGAGGAGCAGCAACCUGGUCCUGGGGUUUUACCAUGCAUAAACGUGGGUCCAGAUUUUCAGGCAGAUAUUCCUCCAUGUUUGUUUGCCAAUGGGGUGGAGGACAGGUCACGUGAUGAGGACAAAUCACCACCGGAACAUCUGCUUUGGAAACCGUGGAAUGAACUCACAUAUAACGCCUCAGUACAAGAACAAGUGGAGAAGCUGCUGCAGAUGAGUAGUUCCAGUUGUGUACCAGGAGGGGGCACCAACACAGAGCUUGCGCUGCACUGCCUACAUCGUUGCCAUGGAGACAUCAUGGUCACUCUAGAGAUGCUGCUUUUUACUCAGCCCAGGCCAGCAGGAGACUACCACUAUCCUGGAGCUGAUGUUUGGACAGAGAAAGAAAAGAGGCUCUUCACUGCAGCUCUAGAGACAUACGGAAAAGACUUCUCUCUCAUCCACACUCAGGUAAAGACCAAAACAGUUAACCAGUGUGUUGAAUUUUACUACCUGUGGAAAAGACUGGGGGACAAACAAAAAAAAUUCAACAUGGAAGAAGAAGGCACAGCACAAGAUAUUGAGCAACCCAAAAAGGCACCGCCCACCAGGCAGCCAAUCGCACGACAGAUUCGGCUGGAGGAGAUGGUCCCUGUGCCUUUCUCGGCUGGAUCCUUCCCCUGUAAACUCUGUGGCAAGAUGUUUUACAAAAUCAAGUCUCGCAAUGCACAUAUGAAGAUCCACAGGCAACCUCAAGAAGAUUGGACCGACCGAAAACUUCAGCAGCAGAUGUUAAAUCGAGCUUUGAGUCGUGGUUUAAUAGUGCAACCGCAAACUUUUAGUGAAAAUAACACCACUAACGGCAACAGCAUCAACUUGUUAGACACCAGUGUACAAGAUCACAUGAAUCUACUGGCUUUUAAUAGUAGUGGGUCCCAUGUACUCCCCAAUGUAAAUACUUCACCAGAGCCAACCAGUGUUUUGCAGUUUCAGUCCAUUUGGGGUCCAUUUGGUCAAAACUCAGAUCCUUCUUCAUUUUUCUGUAGCACAGAAGUGAAAACAGAGCCAGAGGAAGACACAGCAGCCGCUAAAUGGAAGUAGUGUUCAAAAUAAUAAACAAAAUCCAAAUACAGUAUUGAAAAUAUAGAUUAGAUGUCUAGAUGUCUUGUUUUACACUUUGUCAUUUUUGUUUUCAGAUUUUUAUGUUUCUGUCCUAACAGCUAUUCCUUUCUGAAAAUAUGUCAACCCACAAUUCUUAUUUAGACUUUAUCUCAUUCUUCAAUCUUAUAAUUUCCAAAUAUUUAAAAUUUGUAUGCAUUUUGUGAGUUUUUGAAAAGUUUUCUGGGACCAUACUGAAUAAUAAUAAUUUUAUAAAGGUAUGGUUUCUAGCAGAGAGUUUCCAUGUAGAUAAUGAAUCCAGCCACAAGGGGUCAGCAAAGGACCAAAUCACAGUAUUAUACCUUUGCUUUUGAUCAUACAUCUAUAAUUAGCUAACAACUGUUACUCAAAACAAUGACCCUUUUCAAACCAAGUAUUUCUUUUAUGCCGGUGUCCUUCUUUUUGAAGUUGUAUUUACGCACAUUUUACUGCACUGACUUGCUGUGUAGUUCUCAGGGUAGUGAGUGUUUGUCAUUAUCUUCAGUGGUUUUACAAUACUACUGAUAACAAUGUUUGUAUGUGUGUCUCUGAUCUUUUCUUACAUGUAGGUAACAUUUCUACAUUUUGUUCACUGACUUUCACAGUGAACUGCAAAUAUGUAAGUAAUAAUAAGGUAUAUUUUUGUCGCACCCAGUGUAUUGUGUGUUUAACUGUCAUCUAAAAUAAAUCCUCUUCUUGGCAAGAUUCCAACAUA
This is a messenger RNA of Boleophthalmus pectinirostris (great blue-spotted mudskipper), 3748 nucleotides long. RefSeq names its product transcriptional-regulating factor 1-like. The coding region runs from base 394 to 2997 and encodes 867 amino acids. The record is from RefSeq and is a predicted model, not a curated record. Gene Ontology annotation, biological process: negative regulation of DNA-templated transcription; regulation of transcription by RNA polymerase II. Gene Ontology annotation, molecular function: transcription corepressor activity. Lineage: Eukaryota; Metazoa; Chordata; Actinopteri; Gobiiformes; Gobiidae. Gene Ontology annotation, cellular component: histone deacetylase complex; transcription regulator complex. The transcript has 13 exons.